CGCUCCAGCCAUUACCACGAGCCCGUCCUCCCCAAUUAAGGGGCCACCAACCUCCUGUGCACAGCAUACGGCAUGGUCAUUCUGUUGGUCUUUCCCUGUUCUGCCUUAGUGAGUGGGACAUUACUGUGAGGGCUACAAUGACUGAAUGACUGGUUGCUCUUUUCUUGUCCUAGUGAACAUCAGUCAUCGGACUUUGUGAAGAGGAUCCCUGCGACUAUAGGUCAGAGUUUGCUUCUUGGAUGCAACACUAUGAAUGGGUUYGAGAGCAGAGCGUAAGAGGUAGUGCUGGUCACCAGAGCAGAAACAUAUCAAGGUCUGUGAUGCGAAGCGGAGAGAGCUUCUGUGAAUYUCGUGACGGGGACAUGGGAUGUCUCUGACUGUGCAGCGAAAUCAACAUGACAAUCAUUCUGCCCUCAGUCUGGUAACAAGUGAAGACGUUGUCCAGCUUGUAGCAGCAUCCGGCACCCAAUAAAAAGAGAAAGAGGGUGGAACAAAGGGAGGAGAGAGAAAGGYAGAGACAGUGGUAUGAUGUGAAGGAGACAGAAGAAGAAGAAGCGAGAGAGAGAGAGAAAAGGAGAGACUAGAGAGGUAAAGUGGGGAAGAGAGAAGAAAGAAACUCACAUUUUUACAGAUGGAUCUGGGCGUGCUCAAGGCUCUGGAGAGAGAGAAGGUUCUGGAGGUUCUUAAGAGAGACAAACUUUUACGCAGCACGGAUGACGACAGGAUAAGGAGGCUGAAGACGGAGCUACAGGAGAUCCGAAGGAAAGGUGCCAAGAGUUUUGCCCGGCAGUACAGCGAAAGGACUUGCGCCCGCUGUCAGAGGCCGCUGGGAAUGUUCUGGAACUCGGGCGCCGUGUGCCGAGGUUGCAGCCACCGCGUCUGCAACAAGUGUCGCGUGGGCGUGUCCGCCCUGGACUGGAAGUGUACCGUCUGCCACGCCUACAGGGAGGUUAAGAUCAGGUCCGGGGAGUGGUUUUUGGAAGAAAGGGCCAAGAAAUUUCCACCUGACACAGAAAGGCAUGAGACUGUUGGGGAGAAACUACUAAAGUCUUACCAGAGGUUGAGUCAUAUAACAGUCGUUCCGCCAACCCCUCCACCCUAUUACGAUGGUCCAUCCUUCAGCAGAUCAGGGGGACUGAAGAAUUCCUUUAAAAAACCAUUCACCAAGUCUAUGGAGGACCUGAUGGUUUCCCUCACCAGCCACAUGAGAAGGUUCUCCAGGUCGCAACAGGAUGUACGAGUGGAACAGGAUCUUCUUACAGUGGACAACAGGCGGGGACAGAGCACUGGCUGGAAAAGCCUCUCUGACACAAACAUCAACAAAUACAACAAUCUUACCAAAGGCCCCAGUCUUACCAACCUGUUCAAGAAGAGCCGGAAUGAUGACCAGAGCAGUUCCUCGUCAGGGGCGGAUGAGGACCUUUCCCUGGGUUCAGAGUACUCCUGGGGAAAGAGGGGCAGUAGUGCUAGUAGCACUGGUACAGACUGUGGUCUCUUGGAGAUCAACAGAGUGACAGGGGAGCUAAAGCUCGCCAUCGCCUUCAACCACAUGACUUCCUGCCUGGAGAUCACAAUAAACGGCUGCAGAAACCUGGCGUAUGGAGAUAUCAAGAGGAAGAAGUGUCACCCGUACGUCAAAGUCUACCUACUGCCGGAGAAGUCUCAGAGCAGCAAACUGAAGACAACUAUCAAGAGGAAUACAACGGAUCCCAUUUAUAAUGAAAUUUUACAGUGCCAGAUGGAGAGCCCCUUGUUGUCCAGGAGUACUCUGCAGGUGUCUGUGUGGCACUCUGCGACCCUGAAGAAGAAGGUGUUUCUGGGAGAGGUCCUCGUCCCGCUGGAGGGCUGUAUAUUUGAGGACAGCACCACCCAGGGCUCCAACUGGUACCCCCUGUGUCCAAAGCCUGAGAGUCCAGAAGGGAGUGCAGUAAAGCAGGAUACAGCAGGAGAACUGCUGGUCAGAAUGAAGUUCACCUCCUUGUCCCAGCCGUCCUGGGUUUGCCACACAGAUGAGGUUCAUAUUGGACCACAUGAUGUUGGUCAACUGACUGUUCUCGUCACUGGUGCCAGAAAUCUGCCCACUAAAGCAAACAAUAGUCAGAACACCUAUGUGAAAGGGUGCUUGACUCUUCCCGGGCCCAGGGAGCUGGUCCAGAGGACCCCUGUCCUGAAGAAGCCCAGUCCGGCGUGGUCUCACCAGCUGUUCUUCAGCAGAGUCACGCCCUAUGACCUCCAGAUCUGCACUCUGGAGCUUGACCUCUGGGACCACGCCCCCUUUACCUUCUCAGACCGCCUCCUGGGCUGGGUCAGAAUGGAAGCCGGGUUAUCAUGGCAACUGGUGCUGCAGACACCCAACAUGUGGCAUGACUUCAGUUUACCCAUGCAGGCCAACAUCAACAGCAGGAGAACAUGAUGUCAGAGUCAACAGAGAAAAAAGCACCUGGACUGGACACGGUCUCCCCACAAGAAAAACAUUGGCACAUUAAGGGCUCUAUUCAAUCCGUAUCGCAGAAAUUCAGCGUGAAUGAAAUUUAAAGACAAUGCUCCUGCAGUAGCGGAGUCUGCAUUUACGGUAAAUGUUGCGGAUGUCGGCUCAAUAUGAAAUUACUUUUACAUUUCAGCAAUACAGACUGAAUAGAGCCCCUACUCUACCUUUACCUCUAUUUGCACAGACCGUCAGGCCCUUGCUUAGUGAAAGUCCCUCCUAUUAAAUAUUUAUGUUCAAUUGAUUACCUUUUAUGUAUUAAAAGGAUGUUCUACUCAAAAGGAAACCUAUUACUGUUUUUAAAAGGGACGUUCCACUCAAAUACAACCCAUCUUGAUUUUUCCACUUUCCUUGGGAAAUGGCCUACAACUGAGGUAUUAAAGUGGAAAAUCAUGUUAAAUUGUAUUUUGAAGGGAAUAUUCCUUGUGCUUUAAGCAUGCUCACCUGAUAACAUUGAAUGAAUGAAAGUCYUUAAAUGUCUGAGAAAGUGACUGUCUACAACAUAAGAAAACAUGUGGUUGUCUCAUUCUUUCUUAGUUUCUUCUUGUCCUUUCUAUUCAUGAGUUUCUGUAACCUGUAGUUAACCCCUAGCUAACGUUUUUCCCUCAAGUCAGAAGAUCAGAAAGCAGAAAGUGAAAACACAGUAUGAAGCUGUAAUCAUAGAUCUUUAUUGCCAAUAUGCUAAACACCUCAUUAUAAAAUCCAGUUGAAAUAAAGAACAGUGGGCCAGCGGCAGCACUGUGUGGUUUUGGUUAGUGUCAGUAAUAACCGAGUCUA
Salvelinus sp. IW2-2015 is the source of this 3262-nucleotide messenger RNA. NCBI's taxonomy places the organism in Eukaryota, Metazoa, Chordata, Actinopteri, Salmoniformes, Salmonidae. The record is from RefSeq and is a predicted model, not a curated record.